Talaromyces atroroseus is the source of this 1878-nucleotide messenger RNA. RefSeq lists its product as hypothetical. The record is from RefSeq and is a predicted model, not a curated record. NCBI's taxonomy places the organism in Eukaryota, Fungi, Ascomycota, Eurotiomycetes, Eurotiales, Trichocomaceae. The transcript is spliced from 2 exons. Bases 1 to 1878 code for a protein of 625 amino acids.
AUGUCAGAACUUCCAGCGAAACGGCGCAAAACGAGUCCGAGUACCGCUGCUCCAGUCGACGCGACGGCCGCCGGAGAUGUGAGCGCAAAUUCGCAUCUAUUACAGUCGCCGGUCACACACAGACAAUCAUUUCAAUCGCCUACCAGAGCGAGUCUGGCACGGUCUAAUCCUGAAGUGUUGGCGCAUGUUCUCUCUCGGUCUCCAACGCGAAGUCCUCAACGACAACCUGUUUCGCGCAGCAGUCGCGGCAAUCCUGAAAGGCCAUUAGGACUACGUGAUAGAAAAGCUCUACGACCGUCCCUUACCAACGAGAUGUCAUCUCCACCACGACAGACCAUCCAGUCUCCAAGGCGAGGACCUCUUGCUGCCCAGGCUUUUGCAGCGCCGCCUCGCAGGGUAUCAAGAAGACUCGAGACACCAACCCAAGGAGGCGAUAUUGGAAGUGGAGGAGCGCCAACCACACCUUUGAAUAAUUUUAUGCGAGGGAGUGACCCGGAUGAACAAUUGGCGUCUGAAUUGAACAGUGCUACCCGAGAGUUGGAGAAUUCUGGUCUUUUGGCACCAUCCGUAUUGCCUGACGACUCUCUAGAGCCAGAAUUGCCCCCGACUCCGACUCAAUUGGGUAGGAAAAGGAUGCCAGGGAAGGAUUUAUCAGGACCGAGAACUCUCCAUGCCGCGGAGACAACCUUGAGAAGCGAACCAGAGCCCGAAGAGCCAGAUGUGCAGAAGCGAAAGAAUGUUAAAAGGGAGCUUCUGGCACAACUUGAUCAAUUAAAAACGGAUGUUGCUGAGCUAGAAAAAUGGACUGAUCGAGCUAAACGUAGUCUUGAUAAGCCGCAGCCCGAUCCUGAGGCUGUCGCAAGUCUGAUGUCGACGGACCGACAGUCGAACUCACCUAUCCUAGAACACCCCCCCAUUUCUACUCUUAUUUCUUCACUACUUCCCUUUUCGGCCAAAGCCGUACCUGUCCAGGCUCGUCCAACAUCCCCGGAACCGAUAAACACGUUCGCACUUAACAACAUACAUGAUCCUAAGCCAUAUAUAACCGCCUUUGCUUCAUUGUCUUUGGAGCAUUCUCAAAGUCUAUCUCUAUCCACCAGUUCCGAAGGAGCUAUCACCGAAACGCACGAAAUUAUAUUGUCAGCACCUUUCCCCUUUCCUCAGAAUCAAUUUAGGAUACCGCUUGUUUUUACGAUAGAGCUGCAGUCGCAGCGCAUUACAUCGGUGUCUUUGCAAAAGGACCAUCAUGCAUCACAAGCAAAAAUUCCCUCAAGUUUACAAGCUUGGAUUAAAUCACGCAUAUCCAGUCCCAUUUUGGCUCUUGAUAUUUCAGGCCUCUGCGUUGGAAUCAGCCGGUACUGGGAAGCAUCCGUGUGCCGGGCAAAAAUUUGGUCGAGGUUAAAGAAAAGCCAGGAAAUUCUGUUGGCCAAAAAAGGCCAAAGGAAGCUUAGUGACAUUCGUGCGGAGCAGCAUUUAACAGGACCUUUGAAAAAGUCUGAUCUUCGGUCUAUUGUUCCUCAUCUUCAGCGUUCGUCAAUGCUCUUUUCACCCUCUUCAUCAAUUAGCCGCUCUACCUCCAACAGUAGCGGCAGCAGGAGAGAAUCAAAACUCCUCCUGUCCUGCCCACUAAGACUGGACCAAUGGACGAGCGAAGCGCAGCUACAGCCAGAUAUUAGUAUAUCGAUACCCGAUUUGUCUGAGUCAAAACGUAAGCGAGUAGAGUUGGACAUGAAGCGUUUAUUCCACAAUGUUCUGAGGGAGCAAGGCAAACUCAGGAAAGAGUCCUCGACUGGGAUGAAUGAGGAGAGAGAAGCACAAGCUAUUGUGAAUGCAGCGGAAGGUGUCAUGGGUGUGCUUUUCGGGCUUGAUAUACUAUGA